Acromyrmex echinatior (Panamanian leafcutter ant) is the source of this 1561-nucleotide messenger RNA. Its product is annotated as low molecular weight phosphotyrosine protein phosphatase. Gene Ontology annotation, biological process: protein dephosphorylation. The record is from RefSeq and is a predicted model, not a curated record. Gene Ontology annotation, cellular component: cytoplasm. Gene Ontology annotation, molecular function: acid phosphatase activity; non-membrane spanning protein tyrosine phosphatase activity. NCBI's taxonomy places the organism in Eukaryota, Metazoa, Arthropoda, Insecta, Hymenoptera, Formicidae.
GAAUGAAUUUCUGAAAGUGUCAUUUAAGUUUCUAAAAUCUAAUGAAGGUUUAAAUUUCCUUAUUUAAUCACACACUUGAAAAAUAAUUUGCAAAUAUAUGAAGGAUUUAUCAUCUUAUUUUAUCAAGCUACUGCAGUGGCAUAUAAUAUUGUUAGUGUCCUUUGAUAGUCCCAGGAUACUCCCAAUUUUUCUAAUUUUCAAAGCUUACUCUUAAGUGAUGCAAUUUCCCGUCCACUUGUAGCUUUGUAACACAUUAUAACAUGUGAAGGGAGAAGCUUAGCAAGCACAUUGGUACGCUUGCCAGGUUGACUCCAUCUAUGUGUUCUCUAUCUAUCUUCCUCUAUAUGUUAUAAACGCAAAAUUUCUAUUAAGAUCUAUCUUUAGUGGAGACCAUUAAAAAAAUCACUUUCUUCCUCGCACCUGGUCUGAUUAGGUGACAAUAGGCGCGUUCAAGUUGAUAAAGCGGCUAGCCUGUUCGCCGAGCAAAUAAUUAGUUGUUACUUAUAGAUCCAAUCAAUAAUAUACAAUCGCUCGGUAAGUAUGCCUAGUCGCUUUACCGUCUUGAACUCGUCUACUGUCAAACAUAAUCAGACCGGGUGGCACGAGGAAGAAAGUGGUUUUUAGUUUGAUCUCCACUAAAGAUAUCAAUAGAAAUUUUCAGUGUACUUUUACUAUUUACUAUUUACUUACCUAUUAUAGCAAGAAAUCAAUAUGAUGCGAAAGAAGAAAGUUCUCAUGGUUUGUUUAGGGAAUAGUUGUCGCUCUCCUAUGGCGGAAGCGGUGUUUCAGGAUCAAAUCCGAAAAAUGGAUUUGAUAGAUUUUUGGGAAGUCGAAAGUGCUGCUAUUCUGGAUUAUCAUGUAGGCAAUGAUCCUGAACCUAGAGCGACAGCUACACUUCAGAAAGCUGGAAUUACGAAUUACUCUCAUAUUGCAAGAAAAAUCACGAUCGACGAUUUUUACAAAUUCGAUUGGAUAUUCGGAAUGGACAAAUAUAUUAUCGACAUAUUGUAUGAAAAGCAACCGGAAGAUAGCCAAGCAAAGAUAGAACUACUUGGGAAAUACGAUCCAUCUGGAGUAAUUAUCAUAAAAGAUCCUCUCUUUGAUGUUGGUAAUGCCGGAUUUGAGAGAGCAUUUCAGCAAGCUUUGAGAAGCGUACGCGCAUUCUUGGAAAUUCAUAAAGAUAAUAUGCUCGACAAAUCAUAAUGAAGAAGUUAAAAAUUUUUAUUUUAGAAAUACUAAAAAUAAGAAAAGAAAUUAGGAAUUAAGUUUUACCUAAUUUAUUCAACUUAUACAGGGUGUUCUAUAAUUCAUCCGACAAAAUUUGUGAACAGGUAGAACGGACUAAACUGAGACGGAAAGUCUUCUAUCAUUUUACAAUUUUCGCAAUAGUUAACGAAAUAUUAAUCUCUAAAGAUUAUCAAAUCUGUAUACUGCAGAGUACUUACAAAAUAAAUGAUAAAUUAUAAUAGAUUAAUAUAUUCACGAAAUAAAGAGAUAUUAACUUUUCUGAAAUCCAAUUUCUUUGUGAGCGCAAUAAUCUAUAGACGCGUUCUUUCACAAU